AUGUCCAUGACACAAGGGCGAGAUAUUCCGAACGCUUCACUUCCGUGGCCCAAAAGUAUGGACAGAAAUAGCGAUGAUACCUGGGCACCAACGAAUGACGAAGAAUUGAAAAGAAAACGAAGAAGAAAUAGACGAUCAUGUAUAUUCCGCCGAGCUUGUUGCCUACUUUGUGUGGGGUUGAUAGUCGUUUUACUAUUAUGUGCACUUGCUAGUAUUUUGCUUGAAUUGGAUUUAUUAACGAAGACGAGCAGUACUUCAUCGACGACAGUAACAACUGCUACAACGACCACAACGACAACUCAAACUACAACCAGCACCAGUUCAUCUUCUACGAGCACCUCGAGUUCAUCAACGACUAGCACUUCCAGCACUACUGCAACAACUAGCACAACUUCAAAGACAACCUCCACCAGUUCCACUUCGCAAACGACCACUACCUCGGUCACAACAACAUCAACAACUGUAUCUAAAUGUGCGCAAUCAGACUUUGGCUUUCUUUUAACACAGAGUGGACCGACCAGUUGGUUUCAAUUUUCAUACACGUAUUUAGCAACGAGUUUAGCACCGACUCUUCGAUUUAUAUUUGACAAUGGCCCAGCAGAUUGUUCUUUCCUGGAUGGUGUUUCCGUUACUGAUUACAAGAACUCAUCUGUGGAGUUACUUAGCAACCCGAGCUUUGAAAACUCAAUAUCAUCGCCAGUUAGUUGGACUGUAACAAAUUCGUCAACGUGUCAGGGCAGCAGUCAAGGACGAAUAAUCAGUAGUGGUUGUCACUCAGGCUCGGGCAGUAAUUGCUUCAUGGAUAAUUGUACAAAGGGUUUUGAAUAUCUAUUUCAAUCUUUUACUGCCAAUAUUGGAGAUUAUUACAAUGUUUCUUUUUGGUUAGAGCAAACAGGAGGUGGAGCUGGAUGCCUUUAUGCUGAUAUCUUUUGA
Molecule: messenger RNA, 933 nt
Organism: Adineta ricciae
Lineage: Eukaryota; Metazoa; Rotifera; Eurotatoria; Adinetida; Adinetidae
Source: the annotation of a GenBank genome assembly